Molecule: messenger RNA, 757 nt
Organism: Condylura cristata (star-nosed mole)
Lineage: Eukaryota; Metazoa; Chordata; Mammalia; Eulipotyphla; Talpidae
Gene: FIS1
Product: fission 1 (mitochondrial outer membrane) homolog (S. cerevisiae)
Exons: 5
Coding region: 94-552 (152 amino acids)
Biological process (GO): peroxisome fission; autophagy of mitochondrion; mitochondrial fragmentation involved in apoptotic process
Cellular component (GO): mitochondrial outer membrane; peroxisomal membrane
Molecular function (GO): protein binding
Source: RefSeq, a predicted model, not a curated record
UUCCGCCGGAUACCGGAAGUGCCUCUGCCAGUGGGCCAUGGAACCAGUGGCACAAUAGUGUUUUGAGGUGUGAGGAUUGCGGGGGUAGCGGCCAUGGAGGCCGUGCUGAACGAACUGGUGUCUGUGGAUGAUCUGCUGAAGUUUGAAAAGAAAUUUCAGUCUGAGAAGGCAGCAGGCUCGGUUUCCAAGAGCACGCAGUUUGAGUAUGCCUGGUGCCUGGUUCGAAGCAAGUACAACGAUGACAUCCGUAAAGGCAUUGCGCUGCUGGAGGAGCUGUUGCCCAAAGGAAGCAAAGAAGAGCAGCGGGAUUAUGUCUUCUACCUGGCUGUGGGCAACUACCGGCUCAAGGAAUAUGAAAAGGCCCUGAAGUAUGUGCGCGGGCUGCUGCAGACAGAGCCCCAGAACAGCCAGGCCAAGGAACUGGAAAGGCUCAUUGACAAGGCCAUGAAGAAAGACGGACUAGUGGGCAUGGCCAUCGUUGGAGGCAUGGCCCUGGGCGUGGCAGGACUGGCUGGACUCAUCGGACUUGCUGUAUCCAAGUCCAAAUCCUGAACAAGACCACACCUCUGCCUCUGCCCGCAAAGCCUAGGAGCCCAUGAGGACACUUGAAGAGGGGCCCCUGCAUCCUUGCUUUCCCUUUCUUCUGCCCCGCCAUGAGGUUCAAGGUUACAGCCUCCCCUCCUCUGAAACCUGCCCUUUAGCCCCAAAUCAUGUACUUUGGGAUGAGUGUAAAUAAAAUUGGGCUUUGGCACUGGAA